Messenger RNA from Clavispora lusitaniae ATCC 42720, 3231 nucleotides. RefSeq lists its product as uncharacterized. The record is from RefSeq and is a predicted model, not a curated record. Lineage: Eukaryota; Fungi; Ascomycota; Pichiomycetes; Serinales; Metschnikowiaceae. Gene Ontology annotation, cellular component: microtubule organizing center.
AUGUUCAGCAUAUCCAACUUGGUUGGAACUCCUAAAUUGGGAGGCUCGAAGCUUGAAUUUACGCCCAUCGGAAAAAGGCGAAACCAAAAUGAACAGCUGCGCCCGUCUCCACGCAUGGCCCUUAACACAGAAAAAGUUACAAACGCAACUUUUGAUUCCACCUAUGAUGAUUCCUCAGACCAUAAUGACACUCUCCAGUCGCUAAUACCGGAAGAGGAAACACAGGGAACUCACUUCCAGCGCGGAACACUGCUUCGUUCACGAGAGCGGAUUGUUUCCGACGGGUCUAGUUCAAUCAAGGAUCUUCAGAGGGAAAACAAAGAUCUCCAAGCAGAAAACUAUAGCCUCAAAAUUGAAGUUGCAACGUUGACAAAGUUUCUCAAGCAAACUCCGGAGGAAAGCCGUGAUAUGGCGUAUGAAAAUGUCGAGCUCAAGCAACAGUUGGCUAGAUUGCUACAGCGCGAGAAAAACGGCCUGGCAGAUUCGCAUGACCAAUCGGCUGCCUUCGAGUCAUUGAAGACGCUGUAUAAAGAGGCAUUGGCUGACCAUGAAGCCGAGAAACGCAACCUUGAGCGGCAAAUUACAGAACUACAACAAGAAGUUGAAGAAUCUCGACAUCUGGCCGCAAGCCGCUCACCUCUGGUACCCAACGAAAUACUAGAACGUUUGGAAUUCUUACAGUCUGAAAAUCAGUCACUUCGGCGGCGCCUAGAAGAUGCUUCCAGUCAUGAUCUCGAUUACUCCUCUCUACAGCACGAAAACAAUGAAUUGAAAACAGAGUUGCAUAAACUUCAAAUGCGCCUUACACAGAUCCCAGAAGAUGCACCUGGCCGUUUGGAGUCUUUGAGCGAAAAUAAUUCCACCUUAGAGAGAAAGCUAGAGUCUGCAAAACGGGAUUUGGAUCAGGUCGAGCGAGAACGGGAUAAUCUCGAAACAAACUUGAGAGCAGCGCGUCUUGAACUUCAAAAUAGUGAUGCAGAAAUUGAGCGUUUGCGCCUGCAAUGUGACGAGUAUAAGUCGCGAUUUAGCGAUUCACGGAACGAAUCUAACAAGGUGGAAGAAGCUAGGAGAGAAGUGAAUGACUUGAGAGCCAAGUUGGGACGCUUAGAAUCGCAAAAAACACUAGAUUUAGAGAGCAAGGACUCCGAAAUUAGUCGCUUGCAAAGAAAGUUAGACGCUCUACAAAAAGAGCUCAAGGAGAAAGAUAAAGACGAGUACAAUUUGCGGAGCCAGGUACGUUCGCUCAUGGAAGAGCGGAACUCUGCCUUUGGUCUUGAAAGCACAGUCAAGCAUUACCAAGAACAAUUAGAAACUCUGCGCGCCAAAGAAGAGUCGCUCAGUCGGAAAAACAGAGAGUUGAAGGAAGAAAUCGCCAAGCUUCAAGACGAUCUUUACUCAGUGAAUACCGAUGCGAGCCGUAUGAACAAAAUGAGGGAAGAACUAGGACAACUUCAGGAUAAACUCGAAUUUUACGAACAAGAGUACACUCUUCUUCAGGAUGCAAUCGAAAGCGCUGAAUCUGAGCUUGACAGUUACCGUGAGAAAGAACGCAGAGCGGAAGACAGAGACACGGAGCUUUUGAAGGAAAUCGAGGAGCUCCGUGCUCGUCUUAAGCGCGCAGAACUAAUGGAGUCACAGAAGUACAAUGAAUCUGCGUUGUAUGAGCUUGAUUCGGUUCACAAAAAGAGAGAGGAAUCGGAAAGACGUCGAUUGGAAACUCAGAUUGAAGCGUUGAAGCUCCAGAUCAGAAGUUUGGAACGCGAGUUGGAAACGGCCAAGACGAAGGGUAAUAGUGUGCUGGACGCAGAUUACCAUAGAUUGCUCAGCGAACGCAGCAAACUACAGAUGGAUUUGGAUGAGAAAGAGUUGAAGAUUCGUGAGCAGGAAAGGAGAUAUUCCAAACUUGAAAACUUGGCGAAGGACAAAGACGCUGUUGUCGAGGCCUUGGAGGCUAGAAUCCGCGAACUCAACAGAGAAUACAAUUCAAGCAUGUUGAAUGAGACUAGCAAAAGUGAAAUCCUUAAGAUGAAAUCCGACUAUGAAUAUCAGAUUCGCACACUCAGGCUUGACAGUGAAAGGUUACAGAAAGACUUGGAAGACCAAAUUCGUUUCUACAAAACAAAACUCGACGUGAUGAUGGACAGAGAAAGGUUUGCAAACCAACAGCCGAACGGUUCUUCCGCCAUAGUGACUUUGCUCGAAAGCCAAUUGGAAGAGUCGCGGAAUUUAAACCGGGACUUGACAGAAAAGUUGUCUGCUAUGGAGAGAGUUAGUCAGGACAUUCCUCGCCGAACAGAAGAGGAACACCGUGCGAAGAUACAGAAUUUGGAAUCCAAGUUGGCGAAAACGCAAGAAGAAUAUCUUGUGAAGCUAAACGAUUUGGAAACAAAAUUACUGAAAGCACAAGAAGAAAGAAUUCGUUUGGAAGAGUCACGGAAGCUGAAUAAGGAGCUCUCGGAACGCAUUGAUGCAAUGGAACGUGCAAAAGAACAAAACAUUGAUCGUUAUAACGAAGAUCAUCGUGGAAAGAUAAAAGAGUUGAAUCUGAAGUUGGCUAAAACACAAGAGGAGAAGAUGACACUCGAAGAGACCGUUGAUUCUCUAGAGACUGACAUCAGGCUCCUUCAAUCUGAGAAAAUGCGCUUAGAAACGAGGUCUGCCAACCUAUCUCAGGAAUUGAGCAAAACUUCUAGACAUUGUGCCAAACUAGCAAGCAAAAUCAACGAAAUGGACCUUCAAGAGUACAAAAACUCCUACAGAAAUGUCGACGAAGCAUUUAAAUCCAAGAAAAUGAAUGCGCAACUACAGCACGAGGUGGAUAUACUUAACAACAAACUUGCUAGUGCUACACUUGGCGACUCGGGAAAUGAAAGUGUGGAAACACGGCUCUUACGCAACGAAGUCCAGUACUUUAAAGCCAAGUUGUACGAUCUCAACAUGCGUGCCAAUGACCUUGCACUUAUGAACUCUUUUGUCAUGUCAUCGAUCAAAAAUUCUAACCAAAUGAUCAAAAAUGAUAUUGUCAAGCUCGCGCAAUGCGGUGUCUACCCUGACUACUCAGAAAUGGGUAGAAGGCAUGGAGGAAAAUUGACUUUGAAGAAGUUGGCUCUCUUUGUUCUCAGUAUGGUGCGGCUUCAGAGACGAAGCGCCAAAGCUGAACAAAGACGCAUAAAGUUGAUGCUGUUGCGCGGAGACAUUGAUCGUGACAGAAUUACGUUGUUGGCUGAAUAA